ACCUAAAAACCCUAGCAUUUUGAUCAGAGCCCAAAACCUCAGAGACAGUUCACCAUGAGCCUCAUCGCAGGCUCCUACGAGCGAUUCAUAUGGGGUUUCAAGCUUAAACCCUCCAAGCAUGAAGACGACUCCAAAACCCUAACCCUAGCUCCUCUCUUCUCCUACCCUUCCCACAUCUCCCCUAUCACCACCGUCGCCGCCGCCGGACCCGCCGCUGCCUCCGGAGGCUCUGAUGACGCCAUCCACCUCUAUGACCUCCCCUCCGCCGCUUCCCUUGGCUCCCUGCUGGGACACAACCACACCGCCUCCAUCACCGCCCUCUCCUUCUUCACCCCUCCGUCGCUCUCCUUCCCGCGCAACCUCGUCUCCGCCGCCGCCGACGGAUCCGUCGCCAUCUUCGACGCUGACCCUUUUGUGUUGCUCAAGUCGUUUCGGCCUCACAAGAAGGGUGUGAAUGAUCUGGCGAUUCAUCCCUCGGGAAAGCUUGCUUUGACGGUGUCUCGGGACGAGUGCUUGGCGAUGUCGAAUCUGGUGAGGGGAAAGAGGAGCUUCUGUUGCAGAUUAGGUCAUGAAGCAAGUCUUGUGAAGUUUGAUUCCAGCGGGGAGAAGUUCUUCAUGGUGGUGAAUAGCAAGGUUGGAGUCCAUCAAGCUGAAGAUGCAAAGCUUCUGUUUGAGCUUGAGAACCCUAGUCGCAAGAGGAUUCUCUGUGCUUCCCCUGGAGAGAAUGGGACUCUGUUUACGGCUGGAGAGGAUCGGGCAAUCACGGCUUGGGACACAAAUUGCGGGAAGGUUGCUUAUUCCAUUGAAGACGCUCACCCUGCUCGUAUUAAAGGAGUUGUUGUUCUUACGAGGAACGAUAAUGAUGGUGCUUCGGAAGACCCGUUCUUGGUAGCUUCUGCAUCAUCUGACGGGAUCAUACGAGUUUGGGAUAUCCGAAUGGCCGUGAAGGAGAAGGCAAAACCAUUAGCCGAGACCAAUACGAAAUCGAGAUUGACAUGUCUUGCCGGUUCUUCUCUAAAAUCUCUACGGCGUACUCAGAUCGGAAAUGCGGCUCAGAAGGCGGAUGAAGCAGAUGACGGUGACUCGGACUGAGAGCUGAUUGAAGCUUUUUGUGUAUCAAAAAUUUUGAUCUGAUGGAAGGCCUGAGACGAGUUUUGGUGUAACUUAAAACAUGAUCUAUCAGCAGAAUUUUAGUCCUGAUACAACCGGGAAAGAGCAUAAACAUCAGCAUUGAUUAA
Tarenaya hassleriana is the source of this 1238-nucleotide messenger RNA. Its product is annotated as p21-activated protein kinase-interacting protein 1. Gene Ontology annotation, molecular function: protein binding. The transcript is spliced from 3 exons. Bases 55 to 1092 code for a protein of 345 amino acids. NCBI's taxonomy places the organism in Eukaryota, Viridiplantae, Streptophyta, Magnoliopsida, Brassicales, Cleomaceae. The record is from RefSeq and is a predicted model, not a curated record.